AUGCCGGAGAAUAUUCUCUACCGCUUCUUCUUCAGGGGCAAGAGCUACUUGAUUCCGAAGGACUACAUCGACCAUGAACACCCCGGCGGAAGCGAUGAAAUCAUGCCCUACGUCGACAAGGACAUGACGGACGCAUUCGAGGACGCUGAUCACUCGCUGAAUGCCGUGGAAAUGCUGGAGGAGUGGCUGGAUGCAGAGUAUGACUUUGGCAUCCCGCCUGACCCGUCCGCAGUGGCUCCCCCAGCGCAGGAAGAGGUGAAGACGGCGGGGUCAGUCGCUGAGGCGUCACUACCAGCGGCUGCAGUUACCCCCGCAGUGCCUAAAGCAGUACCAGCAGUCUCGGCGGCACCGGCGGCUACCGCACCAACGACCGCUAGAGAGCCCUCGAAACCGAAGCUGUUCGUGCCUGCCGUGGCCACUGCUUUGAUGGCAUCCAUUGCGUUUGUGUACCUUCGAGUCACCAAGAGGAGGUGA
Molecule: messenger RNA, 474 nt
Organism: Leishmania mexicana MHOM/GT/2001/U1103
Lineage: Eukaryota; Euglenozoa; Kinetoplastea; Trypanosomatida; Trypanosomatidae
Exons: 1
Coding region: 1-474 (157 amino acids)
Source: RefSeq, a predicted model, not a curated record